CCUAAUAGCCACUAUUAUAAUUCAUCUGUUUACACAGGAGCACCAUUUGGCUGUUGAGAAAAUAACUGAGAAAAAGAGAAUAAAAUAGAUGUCUUUUUUUUUUUUUUUUUUUUUUUUUUCAUGAUUUUGUUGAGUUAGUUGAGGUGAGGGCUUUGUCUCGUCAAGCCCCAGAUAGGGAAAAGUUCAAAUUCAUGAUCUUUUCCUCUAUAUUUUCUCAGAAACCAAACAGAUGGUGAUGGAAGAUUUUUUACCCAUUUUUAUGUUUUUCUUACCCAUUUUUAUGUUUUUCGAUUCAAAAAAAAAAAAAAAAAAAGAAAAAGAAAAAGAAAAAACGAUCUGUGUUCUAGGGCUCCUGUCGGCUGUCACUCCUCGAAGGCUCGAAGUCGAAGGAGAAGAUUUGGGUCUGUGUUUGGGAGAUUAGCUUCACUUUCAUCAGGAGCUGCGCCGAAAGGAUGACAAGCAUGGCUGUGGAAACAGGUAUGUUUGUGGUAAAUCAUACUGUUGCUAGUAUAUUGUGUUGCAAAUGUGGUAUUCCAAUGGUACCAAAUGCUCCAAAUAUGUGCGUGAAGUGCUUGCGUUCUGAAGUAGACAUUACUGAGGGUUUACAAAAGCAUGUUGAUAUCGUACAUUGCCCGGAGUGUGAUUUGUAUCUGCAGCAACCGAGGACUUGGAUUAAGGCCCAACUAGAAUCAAAGGAGCUCCUGACGUUUUGUGUGAAGAGGCUGAAGAGUUUAAAUAAAGUUAGGUUGGUACAUGCUGAAUUUAUUUGGACCGAGCCUCACUCCAAGCGAAUCAAGGUCAAGCUGAGAGUCCAGAAAGAAGUUCUUAAUGGAGCAAUACUUGAACAAGCUUAUACUGUUGAGUAUGUUGUCCAAGAUCAAAUGUGUGAAUCUUGUUCUAGGGUUCAGGCCAACCCUGACCAGUGGGUGGCUGCAGUGCAACUUCGUCAGCAUGUUUCUCACAGGCGAACUUUCUUCUAUUUGGAGCAGCUUAUUCUUAGACAUGAUGCAGCAGUCCGUGCCAUAAGAAUUAAACAGAUGGAUCAGGGAAUUGAUUUCUUUUUUGCGAAUCAGAGUCAUGGUGAGAAGUUUGUGAAGUUCUUGGGUAAAGUUGCUCCAAUUUGGAGUCGUCAUGAUAAACAACUUGUGUCCCAUGAUUCCAAGAGCAAUAAUUACAAUUAUAAGUUCACUUUCUCUGUUGAAAUCUGCCCAAUUUGCCGUGAGGAUUUGAUAUGUCUCCCUCCUAAAGUAGCCGUUAGUUUGGGAAGUCUUGGUCCUCUCGUGAUUUGUACAAAAGUGAGCAACAACAUAGCUUUACUGGAUCCAUUCACUCUGAAGCAUUGUUUUUUGAAUGCUGACCUGUAUUGGAGAACAUCUUUUAAGUCAUUACUUUCUAGUAGGCAGCUUGUGGAAUAUGUUGUAUUGGAUGUGGAUGUUGGUCUUAAAGAAGUUAAUGUUGGUGGUUCAAAGUAUGUUUUGGCUGAUGCCCAGGUAGCUCGCGUAUCGGACUUCGGGAAGAAUGACACAAUUUUCUCCAUAAGAACACAUCUGGGCCAUCUUUUAAACCCAGGGGAUUAUGCUCUUGGUUAUGACUUAUAUAGGGCUAACACUAAUGACAUGGAACUGGACAAGUACAAAGGCCUUGUCAUCCCGGAAGUAAUAUUAAUAAAAAAGAGCUACGAAGAGAAGCGCCAGAGAAAGCGUGGGAAGCCUCGCGCAUGGAAACUCAGAUCUCUUAACAUGGAUAUUGAUGACACUGCUAAAGCCCGAGCUGAAGAAGAGAAGAACUUGGAGUAUGAACAAUUCUUGAGAGACUUAGAGGAGAACCCUGAGUUGAGGUUCAAUAUCUCGUUAUACCAUAAUAGAGUAUACCAGCCAUCAGAGAUGGCAUCUGUGACUGAUGGUGAGGAUCUCCCUUCUGUGCCUUUGGAUGAGUUGCUUGCUGAUCUUGAUUUAAGUGAUGAGGAAAUGGAGGAUGGUAGCAUGAGUGAAUGAAUGGUAGCACGGUUGACCUUUUGAAUGUUAAAUGUUUUAUUUAUUAAAAAGUUUUAGUUAAAGGUUUUUUAUUUGUAAUAUUUGCAGCCUACUAGUUACGUGAUACAAGUGAUAUGAGGGUAAUUAUGGAUGUUAGGAA
Molecule: messenger RNA, 2133 nt
Organism: Cornus florida
Lineage: Eukaryota; Viridiplantae; Streptophyta; Magnoliopsida; Cornales; Cornaceae
Exons: 2
Coding region: 453-1994 (513 amino acids)
Biological process (GO): ribosomal large subunit export from nucleus
Cellular component (GO): cytoplasm; nucleus
Molecular function (GO): ribosomal large subunit binding
Source: RefSeq, a predicted model, not a curated record